Pseudonaja textilis is the source of this 1968-nucleotide messenger RNA. It is a transcript of the gene PRPSAP2, whose product is annotated as phosphoribosyl pyrophosphate synthetase associated protein 2. NCBI's taxonomy places the organism in Eukaryota, Metazoa, Chordata, Lepidosauria, Squamata, Elapidae. Gene Ontology annotation, biological process: 5-phosphoribose 1-diphosphate biosynthetic process; purine nucleotide biosynthetic process. Gene Ontology annotation, molecular function: ribose phosphate diphosphokinase activity; magnesium ion binding; ATP binding. Gene Ontology annotation, cellular component: cytoplasm; ribose phosphate diphosphokinase complex. The record is from RefSeq and is a predicted model, not a curated record.
GGAGAUGCAAUGGGGGAGAGAAAAUGCAAAAGGGCCGUUGAAAUGAAGUUUUUGUCCUUUUGGGGGUGAGCGAGGCGUGGAAGGAGGAGGAAUGUGGUGAAGGGGGCUGCGUGGUUUUGGGGUUCGGAGGACUCGAAGCAACAGCUGAAAAAACAGCAACUUUGGAGGCCAGAGAAAGCGCUGGGAGGAGGGAGGUUUCCUGGAAAUCUCAAGCCUGGAGGAGGCUGGAUGAACACCCCCCCCCCCCAAAUGUCCACCCGUUUCUGGAGAAACGUCCAUGGGUAUUUCCCACUCAGACUUCAGCCCGGCUCCACGGAGGCUGGACUUUCUCCUCCCUGCGGCCUGAGUCGUCGUGUUGUUUACCGUCGGGCCGAUGCCCUUUUUGCUUUGGGAGGGAUUUUAUUUCCCUGCAGAAUUUGAAUGUGCGGCUGGGUUUGCGGAGGGACCAGAAUGGAGGGGUGACUUUUCUGCUGCCCAGUUACCUGUUGCCACGUCCCGCCGCUCAAAAAAAUCUGCAGGGAGGGGAGAAGACGGAUGGUGGCCCCGAUGGCGUUUAAACAGGUGCAAAGCAACAUUCUAGAAGACUGAAGAGCGGAGGGCUGAGUUACCUAAACUCUUUUCCUGGAUUACACCUUUAUUUUCUAUCCGAAGGCAGGACGACAAAGGCAGUUUUGAUGUUUUGUGUGGCCCCUGUUGGACCUGGGCUCAUCAUGAAUGUCACAAAGGGUGGCCUGGUCCUCUUCUCAGCCAACUCCAACCCCUCCUGCAUGGAGCUCUCGAAAAGGAUUGCGGAGCGCCUGGGUGUGGAAAUGGGCAAGGUUCAGGUGUACCAGGAGGCAAACAGAGAAACGAGGGUGCAGAUCCAGGAGUCUGUGAGGGGCAAAGACGUUUUCAUCAUCCAGACGGUUUCCAAGGACGUGAACACCAUCAUCAUGGAGCUGCUGAUCAUGGUCUACGCCUGCAAGACCUCCUGCGCCAAAAGCAUCAUCGGCGUGGUGCCCUACUUCCCCUACAGCAAGCAGUGCAAGAUGCGGAAGAGGGGCUCCAUCGUCUCCAAGCUCCUGGCCUCCAUGAUGUGCAAGGCAGGGCUGACUCACCUGAUCACCAUGGAUUUGCACCAAAAGGAAAUCCAGGGCUUCUUCAACGUGCCGGUGGACAACCUGAGAGCAUCGCCGUUUCUGCUGCAGUACAUCCAGGAAGAGAUUCCGGACUACAGGAACGCUGUGAUUGUGGCCAAGUCUCCUGCCUCUGCGAAGAGGGCGCAGUCGUUUGCCGAGCGCCUGAGGCUGGGCAUCGCCGUCAUCCACGGAGAGGCUCAAGAUGCUGAGUCCGAUCUGGUGGACGGGCGCCAUUCGCCCCCAACUGCCAAAAGCGCCGCUGCCAUCCACCCCAGCUUGGAGAUCCCCAUGCUGAUUCCGAAAGAGAAGCCGCCCAUCACGGUGGUUGGAGACGUCGGGGGGCGAAUAGCCAUCAUUGUGGAUGACAUCAUCGAUGACGUGGACAGUUUCCUGGCGGCCGCAGAGACCCUGAAGGAGCGAGGCGCCUAUAAGAUUUUCGUCAUGGCCACCCACGGCCUCCUCUCCUCCGACGCCCCCCGGUUGAUAGAGGAGUCGGCGAUCGAUGAGGUUGUGGUGACCAACACCAUCCCUCACGAGAUCCAGAAGCUUCAGUGCCCCAAGAUUAAGACGGUGGACAUCAGCCUGAUCCUCUCGGAGGCCAUCCGCAGAAUCCACAACGGGGAAUCCAUGUCGUACCUUUUCAGAAACAUAGGGCUGGACGACUGACGGUUGCUUGCGGGUGGGCUGGAAGGAAAAGGAGAGGAAGGAGGUUUGGGGGUUUUUUUUAGGGGCCAAACUGGACACGGGACAGAAACCCAGCUGUGAAACUUUUUGUAGCUUCAUCUUUGUAUGUCGAUGAGAUUCCCCCCCCUUUUUUUUUUAUUUAAUUAGGUGGCUUUUACCUCCUCCC